AUGCAAGGAGGACACUAACCUAUAAUGGUAUUAAACACCAAUACAAAAAGAGAAAGUGGUAAAAAAGCUUAAUUAGCUAACAUUGCAGCAUCAAAAGCUGUAGCUGAUAUUGUCACAUCAACUUUAGGACCUCGUUCUAUGCUUAAAAUGCUUUUAGACCCAAUGGGAGGUAUAGUUAUGACUAAUGAUGGCAAUGCUAUUUUAAGAGAAAUUGAUGUAAAUCACCCAGCUGCAAAAUCAAUGAUUGAACUAGCAAGAGUUUAAGAUGAAGAAGUUGGUGAUGGUACCACAUCAGUUAUUAUUUUAGCUGGUGAAAUGAUGCUUGCUGCUAGACCAUUCAUUGAAAGAAAUAUCCAUCCUACUAUUAUUGUUUAAGCUUACUAUAAAGCUUUAUAAGAAGCAACUAAAAAAAUCGAAGAAUUAGGAGUAUCAAUUAACGUUGAUAAUGAUGAUGAUAUUAACAAAGCUUUAGCUUCAUGUAUUGGAACAAAAUUUACAUCAAGAUGGGGAAAGCUUAUUACUGAUCUAUCACUUAAAGCAGUUAGAACUAUUAUGAGAGGAGGUUAAGUAUAAAAGCUUAACUUAGAAAUCAAAAGAUAUGCUAAAGUUGAAAAGAUUCCUGGAGGAUUACUUGAAGAUAGUUGUGUAUUAGAUGGUGUUAUGUUUAAUAAAGAUAUAACUCAUCCUAAAAUGAGAAGAUAUAUAAAGAAUCCAAGAGUAAUACUUCUUGAUUGUCCUUUAGAAUAUAAGAAAGGUGAAUCAAUGACUAAUUUAGAAAUGAUGAAAGAAAGUGAUAUGACUGAUGCUCUUUAAUAAGAAAUGGAAGAAUUAGCUUUAAUGUGUAGUGAUAUUCUCAAACAUAAUCCUGAUGUAGUAAUAACUGAAAAAGGAGUAAGUGAUUUAGCAUAACAUUACUUAUUGAAAUAAAAUGUAACAGUAAUAAGAAGAGUUAGAAAAACCGAUAAUAAUAGAAUUUCAAGAGUUACAGGUGCGACUAUAGUUAAUAGACCAGAAGAAUUAUAAGAAUCUGAUGUAGGAAAAAAAUGCGGACUUUUCGAAGUUAAGAAAAUCGGAGAUGAAUAUUUCACUUUUAUGACCGAAUGUUAAAAUCCCGAAGCCUGUUCAAUUAUUUUAAGAGGAGCUUCUAAAGAUGUAUUGAAUGAAAUGGAAAGAAACUUACAUGAUUGUCUUGCUGUUGCUAAAAAUAUUUUUGUUUAUCCUAAAUUAGUACCAGGAGGUGGAGCUAUAGAAAUGGAAGUAGCUUCUCAUUUAGAAAAAAUAUCUUCUUAAGUUGAAGGUUUAUAUUAAUUACCAUUCAGGGCAGUUGCUUAUGCUUUGGAAGUUAUACCUAAAACUCUAGCCUAAAAUUGUGGUGUAGAUGUGGUUAGAACUAUCACUGAAUUAAGAUCUAAACAUAAUUAAGAAGGCAACAAAUUUAUUGGUAUUGAAGGAACUACUGGAAAAAUUUAAGAAAUGGAUAGAUGUAAUGUCUGGGAACCAAUAGCUGUUAAACUUUAAGUUUACAAAACUGCUAUUGAAUCAGCAUGUAUGUUAUUAAGAAUUGAUGAUGUUGUUUCUGGUUUGUCGAAAUAAAAAAAUUCUAAAGGGGCUGCUACAGUUACUGGUGCUGAUGGUUAAGCUGUCCCUGAAGAAACUUUUGGUGAUGCUAGAGAUGGUUGAAGAUAUUAUAAAAUAAAUUAAUAAUAAUUAGUAUUAUAUUUUGUUUUAAGUUUUUUUAUUUUAAAAAUUUUU
Ichthyophthirius multifiliis is the source of this 1752-nucleotide messenger RNA. RefSeq names its product t-complex protein 1 subunit gamma, putative. Gene Ontology annotation, biological process: protein folding. Gene Ontology annotation, cellular component: chaperonin-containing T-complex. Lineage: Eukaryota; Ciliophora; Oligohymenophorea; Hymenostomatida. The record is from RefSeq and is a predicted model, not a curated record. Gene Ontology annotation, molecular function: ATP binding; ATP hydrolysis activity; ATP-dependent protein folding chaperone. The transcript has 8 exons.